AUGUCGUCGUUCAGCCCCACCCAGAUCUUCGAGGAGGGAACCACAGAAGAAAAAGGAGAGAAUGCUCGUCUCUCCGCCUUCGUCGGCGCCAUCGCCGUCGGCGACCUCGUCAAGAGCACACUCGGGCCAAAGGGCAUGGACAAGAUCUUGCAGUCUGCGUCAACCGGCGAGAUCAUGGUAACAAACGAUGGCGCGACCAUUCUCAAGUCCAUCGCUCUUGAUAAUGCUGCCGCUAAGGUACUUGUCAACAUCUCUAAGGUCCAGGACGACGAGGUCGGUGACGGUACUACAUCAGUCGCCGUACUUGCUGCUGAGCUUCUGCGCGAGGCCGAGAAGCUUGUGAACCAGAAGAUCCAUCCCCAGACCAUCAUCGAGGGUUACCGGAUAGCCAGUCAGGCAGCCCUCAAGGCCCUCGAGGCGUCGGCGGUUGACCACAGCAACAACCCCGAGCAAUUCAAGAAGGACUUGCAGGCCAUUGCCCGGACAACACUCAGCUCCAAAGUGCUAGCGCAGGACCGGGACCACUUUGCUAAGCUGGCCGUCGAAGCCGUUCUCAGACUGAAGGGCUCGUCCGACCUCAGCCAUAUCCAAAUUAUCAAGAAGGCCGGUGGCAAGCUGUGCGAGUCGUACCUGGAUGAGGGCUUCAUUCUCGACAAGAAGAUUGGUGUCAACCAGCCGAAGCGCCUGGAGAAGGCCAAGAUCCUGAUCGCCAACACGCCCAUGGAUACGGACAAGGUCAAGAUCUUUGGCGCUCGGCUCAAGGUCGGUUCGACUAGCAAACUGGCCGAGCUGGAGCGCGCCGAGCGCGAGAAGAUGAAGGCUAAGGUUGAGAAGAUCAAGGCGCAUGGCAUCAACUGCUUCAUCAACCGUCAGCUCAUCUACAACUGGCCGGAGCAGCUCUUCACCGAUGCCGGUAUCAUGUCGAUUGAGCACGCCGACUUCGAUGGUAUCGAGCGGUUGGCCCUCGUCACGGGCGGUGAGAUCGCCUCGACCUUCGACCACCCGGAGCAGGUCAAGCUUGGCUACUGCGACCUGAUCGAGGAGGUCAUGAUUGGCGAGGACACGCUAAUCAAGUUCUCUGGUGUCGCUGCCGGCGAGGCCUGCACCAUCGUCUUGCGCGGUGCCACCGACCAGCUGCUCGAUGAGGCCGAGCGCAGUCUGCACGACGCCCUGGCCGUCCUGUCCCAGACGGUUAAGGAGCCUCGCACGACUCUGGGCGGUGGCUGCGCCGAGAUGAUCAUGGCCAAAGCCGUCGAGGCUGCCGCGACCCGCGUUGAAGGCAAGAAGCAGACUGCUGUUGCUGCCUUCGCCGUCGCUCUACGCCAGCUGCCGACCAUCCUUGCCGACAACGCUGGUCUUGACUCGGGUGACCUUGUUGCCCGUCUACGCAAGGCUAUUUACGACGGUCUGACCACUUAUGGUCUCGACCUGAUGACCCCUGGCGGCGGCAUCGCCGACAUGCGCGAGCUGGGUGUCAUUGAGAGCUACAAGUUAAAGAGGGCGGUUGUGUCGUCAGCUAGCGAAGCUGCUGAGCUGCUGUUGCGUGUGGACGAUAUAAUAAGGGCGGCUCCGCGGAAGCGGGAGAAGCACUAA
This is a messenger RNA of Thermochaetoides thermophila DSM 1495, 1593 nucleotides long. RefSeq lists its product as uncharacterized. NCBI's taxonomy places the organism in Eukaryota, Fungi, Ascomycota, Sordariomycetes, Sordariales, Chaetomiaceae. The coding region runs from base 1 to 1593 and encodes 530 amino acids. Gene Ontology annotation, molecular function: ATP binding; ATP-dependent protein folding chaperone; ATP hydrolysis activity. Gene Ontology annotation, biological process: protein folding. The transcript is spliced from 4 exons. Gene Ontology annotation, cellular component: cytosol; chaperonin-containing T-complex. The record is from RefSeq and is a predicted model, not a curated record.